Lolium rigidum is the source of this 1366-nucleotide messenger RNA. Its product is annotated as fructose-1,6-bisphosphatase, cytosolic-like. Gene Ontology annotation, cellular component: cytosol; cytoplasm. NCBI's taxonomy places the organism in Eukaryota, Viridiplantae, Streptophyta, Magnoliopsida, Poales, Poaceae. The transcript has 11 exons. Gene Ontology annotation, molecular function: fructose 1,6-bisphosphate 1-phosphatase activity. The record is from RefSeq and is a predicted model, not a curated record. Gene Ontology annotation, biological process: gluconeogenesis; fructose 1,6-bisphosphate metabolic process; sucrose biosynthetic process. Bases 109 to 1140 code for a protein of 343 amino acids.
AGCAUAGAUAGAUCGUUCACUUCCACGGUCUGCGCUCCAAGCAAACCAAGCCUCCGAGCUAAGCGAGAGUGUGCAGUGACCAGUGGGGAUCACCGCCGACCGGGGAAGAUGGAUCACGCGGCGGACACGUACCGGACGGACCUCAUGACCAUCACGCGGUACGUGCUCAACGAGCAGAGCAGGUUCCCGGAGUCGCGCGGCGACCUCACCAUCCUCCUCUCCCACAUCGUCCUCGGAUGCAAGUUCGUCGCCUCCGCCGUCAACAAAGCAGGGCUCGCCAAGCUCACCGGACUCGCCGGCGAGACCAACGUCCAGGGUGAGGAGCAGAAGAAGCUGGACAUCCUGUCCAACGAGGUGUUCGUCAAUGCCCUCGUCAGCAGCGGUCGCACCUGUGUUCUUGUGUCCGAGGAGGACGAGCUGGCCACCUUCGUCGACCCUAAGCUCCGUGGAAAGUACUGUGUUUGCUUCGAUCCCCUGGAUGGCUCCUCCAACAUCGACUGCGGCGUCUCCAUCGGAACGAUCUUUGGGAUUUACAUGAUCAAGAACUUUGACACCGUGACCCUUGAGGAGGUGCUGUUGCCUGGGAAGGACAUGAUUGCUGCUGGAUACUGCAUGUAUGGGAGUUCAUGCACGCUUGUUCUGAGCACUGGGAGUGGUGUCAACGGCUUCACGCUUGACCCUUCUCUUGGAGAGUUCAUCAUGACGCAUCCAGAAAUCAAGAUACCUCCUAAAGGAAAGAUCUACUCUGUGAAUGAAGGAAAUGCCAAGAACUGGGACACUCCUACUGCAAAGUAUGUUGAGAAGUGCAAGUAUCCCACGGAUGGUUCAUCACCUAAAUCCUUGAGAUACAUUGGCAGCAUGGUUGCUGAUGUCCACCGCACGUUGCUAUACGGUGGUAUAUUCUUGUACCCUGCCGACAAGAAGAGCCCAAAUGGCAAGCUCCGUGUGAUGUAUGAAGUGUUCCCCAUGUCGUUCCUGAUGGAGCAAGCUGGAGGCCAGUCUUUCACAGGCAAAGGACGGUCACUUGAUCUGAUCCCUACCAAUAUCCACGAGAGAUCCCCGAUAUUCCUCGGCAGCUACGACGACGUGGAGGAGAUCAAGGCGCUGUAUGCGGAAGAAGCCAAGGCAGGAGCGGCAUGACCGAUGAUCGUCGUAUGCAAGCAAAUCGUCGACGACUGCUCCGACCGGCCUUACCGUGAUGUGAUUCAUAUAUCAGGCAUUUCUUUUCUUGGUCUUCAUUACCCUGUGACAUUCAGUGUAAUAUAGUGGUGGAGGCCUUGGGCAGUUUCAUUCAUGUGAAGCUAAGGCUUCUGCUUCUUGCAACAGUUCACUGAUGACACGUAAUAUACAUCCAUACGUAAACACA